Messenger RNA from Hypomesus transpacificus, 889 nucleotides. RefSeq names its product exosome component 4 (gene exosc4). Gene Ontology annotation, biological process: rRNA catabolic process; nuclear mRNA surveillance; U4 snRNA 3'-end processing. The coding region runs from base 40 to 777 and encodes 245 amino acids. The transcript has 3 exons. Gene Ontology annotation, cellular component: nucleolus; cytoplasmic exosome (RNase complex); nuclear exosome (RNase complex). NCBI's taxonomy places the organism in Eukaryota, Metazoa, Chordata, Actinopteri, Osmeriformes, Osmeridae. The record is from RefSeq and is a predicted model, not a curated record.
UGUGCACACGAGUUUAACACAGUAGCACACACAGCGAACAUGGCAGGACUGGAAUUACUUUCCGACCAGGGAUAUCGUCUGGAUGGAAGAAAAGCCACCGAACUUCGCAAAGUUCAAGCCCGCAUGGGUGUUUUCGCCCAAGCCGAUGGCUCUGCAUACAUAGAGCAGGGAAAUACCAAGGCCCUCGCCGUUGUGUAUGGUCCACAUGAAGUGCGUGGAGGCCGCAGUAAGAUUCUUUAUGACCGAGCAGCGAUCAACUGUCAGUACAGCAUGGCCACUUUCAGCACUGCAGAGAGGAAAAGAAGACCCCAUGGAGACCGAAAGUCCACAGAGAUGAGCCUUCACCUCAAGCAGACAUUCGAAGCCGCUGUGUUGACUCAACUGUACCCUCGCUCGCAAAUAGACAUCUAUGUUAAGAUCUUGCAGUCAGACGGUGGGAACUACAGUGCGUGUGUGAACGCUGCAACCCUGGCAGUGAUCGACGCAGGCAUCCCCAUGCGGGACUACGUGUGUGCCUGCACAGCUGGCUUCGUGGACGAGACGCCCCUGGCAGACCUGUGCCAUGCAGAGGAGAGUGGAGGGGGCACGUCGUUGGCCUUGGCUCUGCUGCCGCGCGGGGGUCAGAUCGCUCUGCUGCAGAUGGACGCCAGACUCCACCAGGACCACCUGGAGACGCUGAUGGAGGCAGCCAUGACUGCAUGCAAGGGAGUGAGCAAGGUUUUGGACGAGGUGGUCCGGCAACAUUUACAGGAAGUGUCGGUGCUGACUGGAGAGUGAUGUGGGACACAGUACUUAGACUGAUGGGUUGAGAGCUGUGGAGGGGCUGAGUCUGGAAGUUUUUUUUUUCAUUUACUUAUGCAUUUGUAAUAAAUACGGUAAACACAUUAAA